CCCGGAGAGCCGAGAGGAGAGCGACACGACAGGGGACCAGCGAAGAGAACCGCACCGAGAGACAACUGUCAAACUGUCAAAAAAUGGCCAGCAUGUUGAGAUCGUGGAUGAUGCUCGCAGCGCUCGUCCUGUGCCUGCUGGUGUGUUGGAGCAGCUUUGCGGACGCCUACCCUCCCAAACCGGAGAGUCCGGGGAGCAACGGCUCACCGGCGGAGUGGGCCAAGUACCACGCAGCUGUCAGGCAUUACGUGAACCUCAUCACCAGGCAGAGGUAUGGGAAGAGGUCAACCCCCGAGCAGAAGGUGACAUGGCUGCUGUUUGGAGGCGAUUCAAGCCAAGACACUGAACCAAGCUCGGACUACAGCGAUCAGUGGUGAAAGACUCCAACGGUUCGAUUCCUCAACAAUCCAAGAAAAACAACAACACUGGGACUCAAGAGACAAACGUGCACUGGACUUUGUGACUCUGCAUUUUCAAAAUUACUUACCGUGCAUGCGUGUCCCCCUGCCUCCCUUCAUAUACGUCUAUUUGUCUGUUGACCAAAAAAUGUAAAUAAUUUGUAUGAAAAUCAAUGACUUUACAAUAAAGCCUGAAUGGAAUAAAAGUAUUGAACAUAC
Molecule: messenger RNA, 617 nt
Organism: Paralichthys olivaceus (Japanese flounder)
Lineage: Eukaryota; Metazoa; Chordata; Actinopteri; Pleuronectiformes; Paralichthyidae
Gene: pyyb
Product: peptide YYb
Biological process (GO): feeding behavior; neuropeptide signaling pathway
Cellular component (GO): extracellular region
Molecular function (GO): neuropeptide hormone activity; neuropeptide Y receptor binding
Source: RefSeq, a predicted model, not a curated record